AUGGCCGACGAGGGAGGUCCAAAUCAUAAUGGAGGAGGUCCUGGUGCGCAAGCCGAACACCAUAAUUCCGAUAUCCCACAACCAAAAAAGUUCAACACCGACUCAAGGAACUCGACGUUAACAAAAUCCGCGUUCGAGGUAGCCGCGGCAAGCUAUGGAGGAACAAGUACCCCGAUGGGCACAGCCAGAGGCAGCAUCGAUAUCACAGACUACUUUGUUGGUCCUCGAGAUCUAGAUCGCCAUUCAAAACUUCCAUAUUUCAUGCGGAUGCACGGGAGCGUUCUGCCACGAAUGAUCCUACCCUUGGCGUUCGCAGGAGGAUGGGCAACGCUCAUUACAUGUAUCUCUAAAUUCGUCACAAACUUGGGUAUUUCAAACGCCCUUCUCACAGUUCUUGGUUUCGUCAUUGGUUUAGCCCUUUCUUUCCGUACUAGCACAGCAUAUGAGCGAUACUCUGAUGGACGUAAAGCCUGGACGGUUCUCUCGGUUCAAUGUCGAAAUCUUGCACGAUAUAUCUGGAUCCAUACCUCUGAGCGUGAAGGUGAAGAAGGAAAGGAGGAUCUUCUCGCCAAGAUCACCGCCAUGAACAUGAUUCUUGCUUUCACCGUUUCUCUCAAACAUAAGCUCAGAUUCGAGCCAUUCACUCAUUACCCGGAUAUUGCUAGUUUGGUCGGACAUCUAGACACUUUCGCUAAGCUUGCUAAUAGCGAAGACAAUGAGAUUACUCCCAAAAAGACGAUCUGGAAAAAGGUCGGAGAAUAUUUGGGUGUUGAUUUCGCAGUCAGCAAUCCUCGAAAGGCCAUCAAGAAAGCAAAGAACGCAAACGUUCCAUUGGGCAAUCUACCAUUAGAGAUCUUAUCCUACCUCAGCGCGUACCUCGACGAGGUUGUCAAGAACGGAACAAUGAGCUCCCCAGUCGUCGUAGGACAAAUGCUCGUCUGCCUCUCAACCCUCACCGACGCCCAAGCAAACGCCGAACGAGUCCUCACCACCCCCCUCCCAAUCGGCUACAACAUCCUCAUCUCCCAAAUCGUGCUCCUCUACAUCUACCUCCUCCCCUUCCAACUCUACCUCGCCCUCGACUGGAUCACCAUCCCCGGCACCGUCGCCGCCGCCUACAUCAUCAUGGGCCUCGCCGCCAUCGGCAACGAGCUCGAAAACCCCUUCGGCAAUGACGUCAACGAUCUCCCGCUCGAUACCUACUGCCAGGAACUCCAGACCGAGCUCGAUAUCCUGAUGAGCGUCAAGGCGCCUAAAUUCGGCGACUUCCUCAGGAAGAGCACAGAUAAUCAACUCCUCUGGCCCCUCAGCUCGAGCGGAUAUGGAGAGUGGAAGGAUAGGAGUGAAGCUGAUAUUCGAAGUGCGUUGGCGGCGAAGGUUAAGGUUGGGAAGGGCUUGCCAAUGUGUGAAGCUGAUAUGCCGAGGCCGAGUAUGAGGGAGAAGAUAAGGUCGGCGGGUUCGCCUGCGUAA
Messenger RNA from Glarea lozoyensis ATCC 20868, 1470 nucleotides. RefSeq lists its product as uncharacterized. Gene Ontology annotation, molecular function: chloride channel activity. The record is from RefSeq and is a predicted model, not a curated record. Bases 1 to 1470 code for a protein of 489 amino acids. The transcript is spliced from 4 exons. NCBI's taxonomy places the organism in Eukaryota, Fungi, Ascomycota, Leotiomycetes, Helotiales, Helotiaceae.